AAAAACUUUGGCUCGCACACACAAAUGAGGAGAGAGUUGAAGUUGGAACGAUUAGGAUUGUUGAGAGAACCACUCACGUUGCAAACAUGGUUGAGAAGUUUAUUGGGACUUGGAAAAUGAUUUCCAGCGAGAACUUCGAUGAUUACAUGAAGGCUAUAGGUGUUGGAUUUGCCACCCGACAGGUGGGAAAUCGGACCAAGCCCAAUCUGAUUUUGAGCAUAGAAGACCAAGGUGUUAUUUGUAUGAAGUCCCAGAGCACCUUCAAAACGACUGAGAUUAAAUUCAAACUCAACGAGCCAUUCGAGGAGACUACUGCGGACGACAGAAAAACAACGACUGUUAUGACUAUUGAAGAUGGCAAACUUGUGCAAAAACAAAGCUGGGAUGGCAAAGAGACUAACAUUGAGAGGGAGGUGACAGAUGGAAAAUUGAUAGCGAAAUGCUGCAUGGGAGAUGUGGUGGCAGUGAGGACAUAUGUGAAGGAGGCAUGAUGGGGUCACCACCUGUCUUCGGCUGGAUUGGCAGACGACCGGCUCAGUUCAAUGAGCAGACAAGCUAAUGCGACAGCGUGUAUUGCCCUUGUUCUUCAUUGUGUUGCCAAAGCAAAUUUAUAUUCUGUACUCCAAUAUGAUACAUUUGGUUCUAAACAUUGUGGUGAUUUUAAUAAACAUCCUAAAAAGAA
This is a messenger RNA of Osmerus eperlanus (European smelt), 682 nucleotides long. It is a transcript of the gene fabp4a, whose product is annotated as fatty acid binding protein 4a. The coding region runs from base 87 to 491 and encodes 134 amino acids. Gene Ontology annotation, cellular component: nucleus; cytosol. The transcript is spliced from 4 exons. Gene Ontology annotation, molecular function: fatty acid binding. The record is from RefSeq and is a predicted model, not a curated record. NCBI's taxonomy places the organism in Eukaryota, Metazoa, Chordata, Actinopteri, Osmeriformes, Osmeridae. Gene Ontology annotation, biological process: fatty acid transport.